Molecule: messenger RNA, 1896 nt
Organism: Perca flavescens (yellow perch)
Lineage: Eukaryota; Metazoa; Chordata; Actinopteri; Perciformes; Percidae
Product: ras-related protein Rap-1A
Exons: 8
Coding region: 186-743 (185 amino acids)
Biological process (GO): Rap protein signal transduction
Cellular component (GO): membrane
Molecular function (GO): GTP binding; GTPase activity
Source: RefSeq, a predicted model, not a curated record
CACGUCGAGUCGACACAUGCGGGAUAAUAAGCAGAUACAGCGGGGUGCACGGCGUGUGUUGUACGUGUCGGAUAAAUGAAAAGAAUUGUCCGCAAGUACAAAACGGAGUGUGCACUCCCAUUUUAGUCAAGGCCAGGCGGAAGGGCAGUGCAGACUGUUGGGCUGUCCGGUGAAGCAAACCCGCCAUGCGUGAAUACAAGCUAGUGGUGUUAGGCUCUGGAGGCGUGGGCAAGUCCGCUCUGACAGUUCAGUUUGUACAGGGAAUCUUUGUGGAAAAAUAUGACCCUACAAUAGAAGACUCGUACAGAAAGCAAGUGGAGGUAGAUGGGCAGCAAUGUAUGCUUGAAAUUCUUGACACAGCAGGCACAGAGCAGUUCACAGCAAUGAGGGACUUGUACAUGAAGAAUGGCCAAGGCUUCGCCCUGGUAUACUCCAUCACAGCACAGUCCACCUUUAACGACCUCCAGGACCUGAGAGAACAGAUUCUACGAGUAAAGGACACCGAGGAUGUGCCGAUGAUCCUGGUGGGGAACAAGUGCGACUUGGAGGAUGAGCGUGUGGUGGGAAAGGAACAGGGCCAGAACCUGGCCAGACAGUGGAACCACUGUGCCUUUUUAGAGUCCUCUGCUAAGUCAAAGAUCAACGUCCUCGAUAUCUUCUAUGACCUGGUCAGACAGAUAAAUAGGAAAACGCCAGUGGAAAAGAAGAAGGCGAAAAAGAAAUCCAAUUGUGUCCUGCUUUAAAGACUCCCCUCCAGCCCCUGCAGCAGCUCUGAGCCAGAAAUGCUGUAAUGAAGAACUGUUGCCCUGAUUGGAACGUGCCAGCAUUCCAACAGCCCCACCCCACACCCUUCCCCUCCCUCCAUCAGCCAUAAAUGGUGAAUCAGCUGACUGAACUGCUCCUAUCAAAGAAGAGGAUGAUCUACGCCAGAGAGAGAGAGAGAUAGACAGAGAGAGAGAGAGAGAGUAAAGAGAGAGAAAGAAAAGACCGUAAGGGAGAGAGAGAGAGAAGACUCUGGUCUCUCACCUCUGAGGACCUUCCUCUGUGUCUCCGUUUCAGUGUGAACCCUGAACGAACAGUCUCCAUUUUCUGCACCAACAAACACCACAAACUUAUGAUGAUGAUGUUAAAAAGCCUCUGAAAGUUUUAAAAAAAAGUGUCCAUGAGCUGCCUACAUGGCCAGAGUGCAGCCCCCUUAUUUUCAUUUUUUGACAGUUUAACAAAAAGAAAAAUAACAGCGUUAAAAAGAAGGAAAACAAAGUUAGAACUUGGAUUCAGUAUUUUUCAUCUUUUUCAAUAUCGUAUUUGAAAGACAUGGAAGUUGACCUCUUUUUAGUUGUAUGAUUAUAAAUAUUCUUCAAAUAUGAGCAUGACAAAAAUGCAUCAGUUAUUAAGUGUAGAUGUUUUCAAGUGAAAUCAAGUGGAAGAGUGAGAAUUUUUUUUUUUUUUUUAUAGCCAUACACCUAUUCUCCAUGCCUGUCAUGUCAGUGAUGAUAGAUCAAGGUCUAUAAUAUGUAUUAUUUUUAUUCUAUAUUUCUUUGUUCGCCCUGUUGUUCAUGGACUUCUCUUCUGCGAAUAUCUCUCUCUGAUGUGACUUAAUUUUAUACUCAGUCACUGGGAUUUCAUAGCUCCCAUAAUAUAUUCUAAUGCCAUUUUUUGCAUAAUAAUGCUUCAGAAAAAAAUGGGUCUUUUAUAGAAGAAAUAUGGGGAAAAUAAGGAUUGAUUUCUAUGUCUCUUGAAGCUGAAAUAUAUUAUACUAAACCAACUCUAAUAAUGCUUCUUGUGUUUUUCUGUCAAUGAUGUUCCAGCUUUUAUGGAUUAUUAAAGUACAUUUUAGUACAUUUUCAUUAUAUUGGUCAAUGUAUUUUUGUGAAUUAAACUUUUAUCCAAAGCGGA